Molecule: messenger RNA, 669 nt
Organism: Lactuca virosa
Lineage: Eukaryota; Viridiplantae; Streptophyta; Magnoliopsida; Asterales; Asteraceae
Source: the annotation of a GenBank genome assembly
AUGGCUGCUCUCCCUCAAACCCCAGAACCCGAUACACCUUCCUCCUCUUCUGAAUCAGCUUCGUUGCACAAGGUGGUGGAGACGCCGGCGGCAUCCAAGAUGAAGAAGAGAAGUCGGAAAGAUGUGAGCUACAAGCACCCUGUUUACCGGGGAGUUCGAAUGCGGAGUUGGGGGAAAUGGGUGUCAGAAAUCCGACAACCGCGAAAGAAAUCUCGCAUUUGGCUCGGAACUUUUUCCACGGCGGAAAUGGCGGCCAGAGCUCACGACGUCGCUGCUAUGUCGAUCAAAGGAAACUCUGCUGUUCUUAAUUUCCCCGAACUCAAAGACUCGUUACCACGUCCGGUUUCCCUCUCUCCUCGCGAUGUUCAAGAAGCCGCCGCAAAAGGAGCCACCAUGCUAGAAUUUACUUCUUCCGGAACUCCGGCACCGCCACUACGGCCACCGCCGGGUGAUGGUUCAAAUCCGGCGGAUGAGCUGGGUGAGAUCAUUGAAUUACCGAGUUUAGAAGGAUGUUUGGACUCACCGGAGUCGUCAACGGGGUUGGUGAUGGUUGACUUAGUUGAUCGGUGGAUGUAUCCGUCGUGGGCGGUGGCUGACAUUGAUGGUUUUCUGGACUUCAUCUCUGAUCAGGUGGCGGAGAACGGCAGCAGUAAUCUUAUAUGGGAUUGA